UGUGUGUGUGAACCUUCCUUUCUUUUGCGCAGGCGCGAAAAAUGUCAGUUAUUCUCAUAGAAACAACUCGCAGCUCCUCAAACAACAAUGGAGACGUUAGGAGAAGGCGAAGAUGGAGCAACUGUUAACAGAGAGUUGGAGUCAUGGCACCAGCUCCCUGUUGAAGAGGAUCCUAGUCAGUUUCUGGGACAAACAUCAGGCUUGCUGGAAGCUGAUGGUCUGCAAGGGAUCACACUUAACUCUGAAGGACAAAUGGCCGUCAUAGGAGACUCAGGCGUGCAGCCAGCAGCUGACAAAUUUGAAUCUUUACAGCUAGAACUGCAAGAUAGCUGUUUAUCUCCUGCACUGACUCUGAUUCCUCAGGGGAAGUCCUUCCUACCUUCGGAGUCCACGCUCCUCCAUCAGACAGAUUUAGAGUUUGUCCCCCUGAGGGGGUCUCCUGAUCUAUCCAUUGCGUCUGAGAGGUGCCCUCAGAUGUCACGUCUAGAUGUGGAUGGAGAGUUCAACCUCACACACAGAUCCCAUGAACAUCCAUCACUAUCACAGCAUCAUCUGGGGAUGAUGUCUGCCAUUUUAGAGGAUGCUAGUAGCUGCUGCUCUCUAUCACAGCACAGCCUGUCACCUAGUAGCACUUACCAGGCAGCACAGAUUCAUGAUAAGGAACACAGUAGUGGCCUGGAGAGCAAUGAUGAAUGGCAGAAGGAGGGAGAGGAAAAAUUUGAUGCUAAUUUGGAUAGAAGAGGGACUGCAUGUGGUUUAAGCAGCAGUGUCCCUGUUCACUCCUCUCAGAAACUUCUGAAAACGGAUCUAGGUGUAGCCAGUAGCAGUGCAGUCCCCUCUUCCUCUGAGACUGUUCUCAGUCAGACGGAUGCUGUCCUAAGAUCAAUAGACACCCCUGAGAGCCAGAUUAAACACUCUGGUCUUGCCCAGAAACAGGAUCCUGCAUGUACCUCUACAAAGGAACCCCAGUUCAGACCAUCUGAGAGUAGAGAGCAGCCACAAGGUGGCUCUUCUUCUUUAUUAUCACAAAGAAGAACUAUGGAGAGAGGCAGUGUGUCACUUUCCUCUCGUUUAUCUGCCAUCUCAAAUAUUACAGUUCGCUCCAAAGUCAAGCAAACAGAUGACACCACUGACCUUCCCCUCAGGCAGCUUCAGCUCCACAGUGAUUCCUCAUUAUCUGCAUCAGGAGGUAGAAAUCAAACUGAGAACAAAAACACUCCAGCUGGACAGAAUAUCACUCCGGCCAGUGAAGGUGGUGUACAUAUGGCAGGGCUACAGAGAGCACUCUGGAGCUCAGGCAGCCAACAAGCAGCAGAUGGUUCCUUUUUGACCUCUCAGCCUGUGUUUCAGUCUACACCUGCAGUGCUCCUUGGUAGAGGAGCACAAGCCCCAGCCAAACUCUCUCCUGUAUAUUCCCAUCAAGACACAGUGGCCACAUCAACCCAAAACAGCAGCCCUAAACCAGACGACAUACCAGCAUUAACCCUAAGUACCACAAGCCAUCAGAGUGUUGCUGGAGUUACACUUGCCACUUCUUUGGACCCAGGUGAGGUUCAUACAGAGUCACACCUUCAGCAUGAGAUACCUCAUAGCCAAGAGGCCCCUUCUCCGGGAUUAGAUGUGCCUGUCAUUGCAUGUGAGAACAGACCCCUUGAUCAACCUACUUUAGCCACACUCCUGCACACAUCUGACCAACAGCUCAAAGAUCAGGAGCCUAGGCUGUCUGCAGGAAGAGUGCAUUCUCUACCCAGCCUCAGUUAUGUGCAGAAAGUUGAUGCUUGGAAGGCCAAUCAGAAUUCCAGCAGGUCAUUUUAUGACAAUUUGUCUCUGCAAGGGUUUGAUGGUGUACCUCCUAAGAGGAAAGAACAGGACUCUGUGUCUGAGGCAAUAAAACAUCAAAGCCAACAUCAUCCCAACAAGACAUGUGCAGUAUUUAGUGCCAAUAGCAGCACUCCACCCACUCAGACAGGUAGCGGUGUGCUGUCGUGUGCGGAUGUGGAAGAGGCAGGAGGAGCUGUAGGAUCCACCUCACCAUCACCAUUUACUCAGUCCCAUUCCCACUCGUCUCUUGGAACAGUCAUCACCCCCAUCCAGCAAGAUGAACUGCAACAAAAUCAAAAUCAGCUUCCGCUUGUAUGCACUGAUUCCAUCUCUCCAGGCUUCAUCUCCACUGCAGCUGAAUCGUCACUGUCCUCAAGUGGAACCAAUGACCAGAGGCCAGCUGAUGACGCAGGAACUGGCCCUGUAAAGACCCCUGCUUUGCUUAGUGUGGAUCAGUACAGUGGCGUGAGCUUAAAUACCAACAGGAGCAACCCAGUUUCCAGUUUUCCAGGAGGUUGUCAUGUUGAACAGAGUUUUCAGGCAUCAUUAGGUGCAGCCUCCUCUGUCGUAAGUCUUGAAGUGGACAACUAUGCACCUUAUUGGACCGCCGGACCUGAAUCCCCCCCACGUCACCCUGAGUUUAACAUCGAAGACAGAAUCCCUCUCUACCUUCACAAUUUGGGGAUUGAUCAGUCACCUUCAACAAUCUUAAAUCCCUUUACACACCGUGGACCCAUUAGAGAGCCUGAAUUUUCUCCUACUGAUUUGUGUACCAUUAAAGGCUCAGUAGGAACACCCAACAAGAGCAUACAACAAUCUGAUGGUGACAGUCUUCAGAAGGAGACAUGCUCCAGUUCCAGUGUGCUCUCUGCAGAUUCCAGUGCUUCUUUAACACAGUUAUUUAUUCAGAAGCCCAUUCAGUUGCCAGCCAGACCAGCUAGUUCAGGCAGUAUAAGAAUGGCACACUUUCAGACAGGCACUUCACCUGAGCACCAUACUCCAUCAUGCAGUGUUCCUCAAGGAGCUGACACUUCUCAUCGAGAGGGCAGUUACGGCCUGCCAGCUCAGGUGAGCCUGGAGUGUGCACCUGCUCCUGGGACCUGGGAUGGUGUUAAAGAAGGGGACUCCUCUCUGGUGGGUUCUGGAACCCUGCAGGAGAUCAGGCGUUUGCUUGGUCAUGCAGAGAGCAUUGUGUCUGGUCAUUUCUCUGUGGCCUCCACCCCUGGCUCACAAUGUUAUGCAGAGAGCGAUGCCCCAUUUUUGUCACUGAAACAGAACACACAAGCAUAUCAUGAUGACUCUUUUUUGUCAGUUGAUGGAAAGAUUUCUUUGGUACUAGCUCACUCUUCUUCAGACUCUGGCCUGAAGGACAGCUCCUCAUCCUCAUCAGGGCCUCUAGAGCAGUCUUCAAAGUCUGAUCACAUGAGCAAAGGACCUUCAACAUCCUCUCAGGGCAGGGAGGAAAAUCCAAAGUCACGUGACUUUUGUGUGGCUCCAAGGAGAGCAGAGCCUGAGGGAUGCAGUGCAGCAGACCCAGACAGGGUAGGCCCUGUGAGUCUGUUGAUUACACAGGGGCACACUUCCUCAAUAUCAGAUAGCCAGCAGCAAAGCCAGGACCAUACAGAGAAUUCUGGCAUCAGUUCAUCUAAGAUAAGUCCCACCCACAGUCAAACAGAGGCAGAAAUGGGUGUUUUAAGUGAUGCCAGCAGUGAGCAUUCACUGGCUUCCAGGGUUGCUAAGCUUCUGCAGAGCGAGUCGUCUGCUUCUGUGGUUACCAGCCGGUCAAGUACUGCUGAUCCUGAAGAGAGCCAUGCUAGAGAAUGGAUCAUGAUGAAGGUGUCUGGUGGCAAGUGUCAAGCCUUAGAACUUAAUGCAGAGGACAGAAGGAGAAUCGAGGAGAUCAAAAGAGAGCUGCUGCUACACACUAAACACACCAAGUCAAGCUCAGAUUCAGAAAGCAGUACCCAGUCCAGUGUUGGCGCUGUCCCCCAGCCUGCUGUAGGCUUUGCAGCAAUGCGCAGUGCAGAAGACCGUCUCUCUGAGCAGCUGCAGAGAGUCAGUCGGAUUCCACUUGACUCUUUUCCACUGCACACACCACUGGAGGAUGGAGUAAGUCAGAUUGCCAUCAAGGAAGCGCCUCAGCACACACCCUCUCCUCAGUCAGCGAGGCAUUGCUUGCAUACGCACAACAGCCUUGCUGCACACAAUGACACUGCACUAGAAAGCAACUCGUACACAACCCUGAGAUCAUCUGAGGAGUGGAAACUACAGACUCAAAUGACAAAUAGCACAACAAAGAAUGAAGCGGGGAAGGGGACAGUGGGAAAGGACAAAGAGGUGAGAGAUGAAAAUGAACACCCAGAAAGUGAGAGAAAUGACCCAUUAUCAAUCCCAGAGGCACCUCAGCCUGUCCUCAGAGGAAAACGAGAGUUCCCUCCAGGCUUGGAGUCGGGUUCAUCCCUUGAUCAUAAACCUCACUUGUCCAAUAGCCACCUCACACCUUCAGUGAAAUUACAGCAAAACACCAUCCAGAGACCUCACACUCCUGCUGGUGAAUCCUGCAGUUACCCAGAGCUGCGGAAUGGAUCACAGACACAUCACUCAGACAGUCCAAACACCUCAAGAGAAGUCCCACUUCCAGUCUCCAGCACCACUGAAGAACAGCAAGCUUCUGUAUCCAGUGAGACCAGCUUAAGUACAGACAGAAAUGAAGACCAGGGUCAGAACACAGGAAUGGUUAGUGGAUAUUCACAGAUGACCUCCAGAUACCCACAAGCCUUUACUCCUUCCCAAAGACUGGCUGGUCCAAGUAGAUCUUUAUUAAUUAACACAGCUGCUAUUCCAACUUUAUUGCCAUAUAAACCUCACGGAAGUUCAGAGCUCUUCUAUAUGCCACAGUCUGUCCCUGAGAUCUCCCCUAAUCGCUCUGAUACCACAGUGGAGAGCUCCCAUCCAGGAUCUGAUGACGCUGUGCCCCCUCAGUUUACCCCUGAGGUUUUGGGAUCCAGAGAGCUUGUGGACAAGAACGUUACACCAAAACAUAAGGAGGGCAUUUACAGCAAGAGGGCCAAAAUGAAAAGAGAAUCCACUCUGUUUGGAAAAGGCUUUCAUGACCCAGGAGGCAAUACUGGUCCUCCCUAUCAGCUUACUGGUUUCAGUAGGUCUGAUGUCCCAGAGAAUGAACAGGUAGCUGAGCAAAUUGAAGAGGGGGAAGUAUUUAUCCCCCUGCACAUGGAGGCUGACUACAGCACAACUGAACUACAUCCUAACCACAGUGUACAAAAGCAUAAUUUGGGAACAGAAACUCUGCCUUUACUUACUAAGGCCAUUAGGCAGAAGGAGCAGGACAUGAAGGCUCACGACCUUGGUGCAGAGAUUGGCAGCUCUCUGGACCAACUGUGGCGUCGUUUCAAUGAGCGAUGCAGCCUUCAGGAGACUCGAGCCGCUAAUGACGUAGAAAUAUCACUGCUGGAGAGACUGGAACGCCUGUCCCGCCUCCUACACAGCUCCUCCCUGCCACACACAUCUAAACAGGCACACAGUAGAGAGGAGAAGGGCAAGAGUAGGAGGAGGGAACAUGAGCCAAGGAGAACACAGGGAAAAGACACAACCAAAAAGGGAAAAGAGAGAAGUGAAGUGAGAAGUGUUCCAAAAACAGCAUGGGAAAAGGAGUCUUUAAGUACCAACCAGAAAUUAGUAGAGAAGGAGCAGCAAGAAACAGACUAUCGCUGUCCUGCAGAGAGAGACGAGUCUGCCAGUGUUUCUGUGGAGACGAGCAGCAGCCAGUCUACCAUCGACACACAGCGCUUGAUCAGAGCUUUCGGACCACAUAGAGUUAGCAGUGGGAGAGAAAGGGUGGCUGGAAGUCAGACACUAAAGCCCAGUGAUGGCCUACUGAAACUUUAUAACACCAUUAAGAAGCAGAAAAGAGGACAUGGCAAAAGUAGCUCUGAAAAUCACCCUGUUUCUGUUGCCACAGAAAUAAGUAACACAGAUGACUCCAUGGCCUCAGACACAUUAUCAUCCUCAAGUACUUAUACACUGCCCUCCCAAAGAGGCACUGGACGCACCACUAGUUCUAAGAGGGCAAAGGUCAAACUGGUCAGCAGAAGCAUACAAGCAGGUGAUCUGGAGAUUGUGGUAAAUGGCACCCGCCGAGACACCCGGGAUGUCGGCACUACCUUCCCUUCUCCAUGUAGUGCCAGAAUCACCAGGACAUCUUCGGCAGCCUGCAGUGAGCUAAAGGCCAGUAUGUCUGCUCUCAGAGCUUCCAGUGCUGCUCCUGUUCAAUCCCAGCCAGUGCUGAGGAGACAGGCUCUCAACAAACAAACCUGCUACCCAAAUGGUUUAUCAUGGUUUGUUUCUGCUGAUGAACUGAAAUGGGAUGCGCGGAAGGAGAAUAAGCCCCAAACAGAUGCAGGGCAGACUGAAGGCCAAGCCUGGUUCCAGCCCUACACCAGGACGCAGCCAUGGAGAGAGCCGCUUAGAGAAAGACACAUUCAAGCUGAAAGAGAGGAGCCCCCUGAGCAAAAAACACAUUCAGAGAGUGAUGGCAGCAGCAAAUCCUCUGCCCUGGUCCGUCUCUCCCUGCAGGAGGCGCUGGAGUUGCAUCGACCAGAGUUUGUGUCCCGUUCUCGGGAGAGAAUGAAAAGGCUGUGUCUGCUGGUGGAGGAUAGAAAGAUGCAAGCCGUCUUCAACAAAGAAAGAGAGGAUCUUUUCAACCGCCCUUCAACUGUGAAGCAGCCAAAAGCAGCACCAGCUCCUCCACCUCUUCCCUCUAAGCGAAUUAUUCCCAUAAGUGAGAUGAUCCAGAGAUCCAAGCGGAUCUAUGCUCAACUCCCAGAGGUUCAGAAGAGGAAGGAGGAAGAAAGGAAGAAAGCGGAGUACAACACUUACCGCCUUAAUGCUCAGCUAUUUAACAAGAAAGUCACUAACCGUGUGCUGGGAAGAAGAGCACCUUGGCAGUAGUUUGAAGAAAUAUCAACCCAAGCGUUAUACUGAAGAGCUGAUUUAGAGUUGAUUCUGUUCUUAAUGUGUGUUUGUGUCUGUGUGUUUGUGUCUGUGUUGAUAUGAGUGUAGAAGACAGGUGGUGGUGGCGUUGAGUGUGUGAUCAAAUGAAUACAACAGCUCUUUUAGAUCUGAUUUAAGCAAAUUUUUUAUCUUGAUAUUUAAUUUGUCUUAAUAUUUUAAUGUUUUAUAUUUUUUUAUAUUAACUAUUAAUGGUGCCCUAUACUAUAUAUUAAAAAAAUGUUUUGUCAGUGAAUUCUUUCAAAUAAAGAAGACUUUCACAUACACAGUU
This is a messenger RNA of Pangasianodon hypophthalmus (striped catfish), 7120 nucleotides long. RefSeq names its product ALMS1 centrosome and basal body associated protein (gene alms1). The transcript is spliced from 18 exons. The coding region runs from base 88 to 6789 and encodes 2233 amino acids. The record is from RefSeq and is a predicted model, not a curated record. NCBI's taxonomy places the organism in Eukaryota, Metazoa, Chordata, Actinopteri, Siluriformes, Pangasiidae. Gene Ontology annotation, cellular component: cytosol; centriole; centrosome. Gene Ontology annotation, biological process: regulation of centriole replication.